AUGCCUAAGUCUGCUUUACGAAAAUGGUGUCAACCUGACUUCCAAGCUCUUCGUGACCACCAGAGUCAGGCUUCGGUCAGUUCUUCAACACAAAACUUAUCCUCGAGCCCAAGUUCUUUCCCUAUCCCGCAGGGUAAUCAACCAGAACUCGAGAAAACAAGGCCCUGGAGUAAUUUCGUGGAUAGCGGAUUGCUUAGCGAGGAUUGGCAAGCAGAGGACGACGACGAUAGCUAUUAUAAAUCGCAGAUUCUGAAUGCCUUUGGGCUAGAGCAUGUUCCUCAAACACCGAUUCUCUGGCAGCACAGCACGGAUACACUCGCUGUGCUGUGUACCACCGGGGUUUACGGGUUUGGAAUCGACUUUGAGUGUGGGUUCUUAAUAUCAGAUACUGUUGAAGGGGCUAUACAGUACAUGACAGUCUACGGCACACGGCAACAAGGCCCAACAAGGAGAGCACACGGGUUCUACGACGUUACCGCGGAUGAUAUCUUCGGAAAUAAAUUCGGAGAUGACCUAUUAAAUUCAGACGGAUAUUACGACUCUGGGUUCGAGGACUGCUCGGAUGACGAUGAGUUCUGGGAGUCAGGAGUCGAUAUCCGAGUCCUUUCAAAUGUCGCCCUUGCGUAA
Molecule: messenger RNA, 627 nt
Organism: Morchella importuna
Lineage: Eukaryota; Fungi; Ascomycota; Pezizomycetes; Pezizales; Morchellaceae
Exons: 1
Coding region: 1-627 (208 amino acids)
Source: RefSeq, a predicted model, not a curated record